CCCGUCGGCCGACUGACCCGUCUAUCAUGGCGGCCGCGGCCACCUCUCCCGCGCUGAAGCGGCUGGACCUGCGCGACCCCGCGGCGCUCUUCGAGACACAUGGGGCGGAGGAGAUCCGCGGGCUGGAGCGCCAGGUUCGGGCCGAGAUCGAGCACAAGAAAGAGGAGCUGCGGCAAAUGGUGGGAGAGCGGUACCGCGACCUGAUCGAGGCGGCCGACACCAUCGGCCAGAUGCGCCGCUGCGCCGAGGGACUCGUGGACGCCGUGAAGUCCACCGACCAGUACUGCGCCCGUCUCCGCGAAGCCGGCUCGGCCGCCCCCCUGCCGCCACGGGACCCGCAGCCCCAGCAGCCAUCCCAGGAGAAGUUCUACAGCAUGGCUGCCCAGAUCAAGCUACUCUUGGAAAUUCCUGAGAAGAUCUGGAGCUCCAUGGAGGCCUCUCAGUACCUCCAUGCCACACAGCUGUACCUGCUCUGCUGCCACCUCCACAGCCUGCUCCAGCUGGAUUCUUCUGGCUCCCGAUACAGCCCCGUCCUCUUGCGAUUCCCGAUACUCAUCCGGCAGGUCGCAGCAGCCAGCCACUUCCGGUCAACUAUUCUGCACGAAAGCAAGCUGCUGCUCAAAUGCCAAGCCGUGUCUGACCAGGCUGUAGCCGAGGCCCUGUGCUCGAUAAUGCUCUUAGAAGAGAGUUCUCCUCGCCAGGCCCUAGCAGACUUCCUGUUGGCCAGAAAGGCAGCUAUUCAGAAACUCCUCAACCAGCCGCACCACAGUACUGGCAUCAAGACUCAGGUCUGCUCGUUAGUGGAGCUGCUGGCCACCACUUUGAACCAGGCUCAUGCUCUUUUCUACACUUUACCAGAAGGCCAGCUGCCAGAUCCGUCCCUGCCAUGCGGCUUGCUCUUCUCAACUUUAGAGACCAUCACGGGCCAGCAUCCGACCGGGAAGGGCGCCGGUGUUCUGCAAGAGGAGGUGAAACUGUGCAGCUGGUCCAGACACCUGCCGGCAUCCGUCGUCCAGUUCCAGCCGGCUCUCCGAACCUUGGCACAGCCCAUCAGCCAGGAGUACCUGAAAGACACGCUGCGGAAAUGGAUCCACAUGUGUAAUGAAGACAUUAAAAAUGGGAUCACCAACCUGCUUUUUUACGUGAAGAGCAUAAGAGGGCUCGCAGGGAUCCGGGAUGCCAUGUGGGAAUUACUUACCAACGAGUCCACCAACCACAGCUGGGACGUGAUAUGUCAGCGGCUUCUGGAGAAGCCACUCCUGUUCUGGGAGGAUUUGAUGCGGCAGCUGUUCCUUGACCGGUUACAGACCCUGACAAGAGAAGGCUUUGACUCCAUCUCUACCGGCUGCAAGGAGCUCCUCAUUUCCGCCCUGCAGGAGCUCGAGAGCAGCACCAGCAGCUCCACUCCGAGUAAGCACAUCCACUUGGAGCAUAACAUGUCUCUCUUCCUCUGGUCCGAGAGUCCCCAGGACUUGCCUCCCGAUGCUGCCUGGGUCAGCGUGGCGCACCGGGGGCCGCGUGCCGGCAGCGGGCUCUCCAUGAAGGCGCAGGCGGUUAGCCCCUGCGUCCAGGACUUCUGCUCUGCCCUGGAUGCUAAACUGCAGGUUCAGCUGGACGACCUCCUGGCCUACCUUCCCUCUGCGGACUCGUCACUGCCCAAGGACGUCUCCCCCGUGCAAGCCAAGAGCUGUGCCUUUGACAGGUACGCGGAUGCCAGCACCGUGCUGGAGCUGCUGCAGGCUCAGUCCGUGGCGUGCAUCGAGCGCAUCACGGCCUGCAUCCGGGCAGAGCUGCACGGCUCGGAGCAGGUGGUGCAGGGGCAGCGGGAUGCCCUCGACAGUGUCCAGUUGCACGCGGUCCUUUUCAUGGCCAGACUCUGCCAGUCGCUGGGAGAGCUGUGUCCCCAUCUGAAGCAGUGCGUCUUGGGAAAGUCCAGGAACUCUGAGAAACCAGCAAGGGACCCUAAGGCUCUGAAAAAGCAGGGAAAGGGGACCACUCGGGAAGUACUUCCUUCGCAGGCCAAGUGGCAGGAAGUCAAGGAGCUCCUCCUGCGGCAGAGCGUGAUGGGUUACCGCGUGUGGAGCUCAGCGGUUGUGAAGGUUUUGGCUCACGGAUUCACCCAGUCGUUACUUCUAGACGAUGCCGGCUCCAUCCUGGCCACAGCCACCAGCUGGGAUGAACUAGAAAUCCAGGAGGAAGCGGAGUCUGGCAGCUGCAUCAUGUCCACAAUCCGACUCCCUACACAGCCAUCCUGGUAUGUCCAGUCCUUCCUGUUUAGCCUCUGCCAGGAAAUUAACCGGGUUGGAGGCCACGCUUUGCCAAAAGUGACCCUGCAGGAGAUGCUGAAAAGCUGUAUGGUCCAGGUGGUGGCUGCCUAUGAGAAACUUUCAGAAGAAAAACAGGUGAAGAAAGAAGGUGCGUUCCCCAUGACCCAGAAUCGGGCCCUGCAGCUGCUUUAUGAUCUGCGCUAUCUCAGCAUCAUUCUGACAGCCAGGGGUGAGGAGGUGAAGAGUGGCCGCAGCAAGCAGGACUCCAGAAUUGAGAAAGUGGCCGACUCCCUGGAAACACUCAUUGACCCGUUUGACCUGGAUGUCUUCACACCACACCUCAACAGCAACCUCACGCGGCUGGCGCAGCGAACCUCUGUUCUGUUUGGAUUGGUCACUGGUACAGAGAAUCAGUUCACGCCCAGGAGCAACACGUUCAACUCCCAAGAACCCCAUAACAUACUGCCUCUGGCAUCGAGUCAGAUCAGGUUCGGACUUCUUCCACUGAGCAUGACAAGUACCCGAAAGGCCAAAUCAACCAGCAGAAGCAUCGAAACAAAAACCCAGGUUAGUGCACAGAGUGAGGGGUUCACCCCUGUUGAUCCUGUCCCUACCUCCCACCAAACCACCCAAUUAGCUCCCCAUUAAAUAACCGAUAAAGAACCGAAUGACAAAAUGCACUAAUGCUGCUUUUAAUGGCGGCGCAAUAGAGAAGUACAAGGUUUCACUAGCUCGAGCUGAUAGAAGUUUUAAAAGAUGCCCAUUUACACUGUCAAGUAGCCUCAUAAUAGGAACGUUCUCUCAGACUGCCAAGGCUGUAAAAAAGAGGCAGGACAGGAUGGAGAUUAUUUCUUGUAGGGUGAGAGAGUUAACUGCUAACCCAGCGUGAUGACUGUACUUGUUUGGGGGAAGAAACCAUUCUGUUCUGGUGGUGGUUUCCUCUUCCAUUUCUUUCAGUUGGGUGGGAAAUUAAAGGGAAUUUGCUCUGAGUUUGACAUUUUCUUGUUAAUGCGCGUUUUGUUUCAGUUGACUGCCAUCCAUUAAGCCCGCAAGAGUCCUCCUGGGUAUUUCUGAGUUGUGUUGUGUACACGCGUUUGAGCCCAAACAGCUUGUCUUCUUUCAGCAUUUAGUUGUGUUUGCUUUCUUGUGAGACAAAAUAUUAGCAACGUAUCCUUUCCAUCUUCCCCGCCAUCAAACCCAUUAAGACCCAGAUUCUCAUCAAACAUCUGGUUGUCAAAUGUGGGAGAUGGUAGUGAAGAGAACGAGUUCCUGCACAGACCAUCCCCUCCACGAGCAUGGGCCUGUGCCAGAACUUCCCCCCCGAACUCGGAAUGUCUCUUCAAGUAACUGACCGUAAGUCCUGUCCGUAGGAGAGGAACCGACCAGGGAAAGGAGGUACAUAUGUUUACCCUUUUCCCAGGAGAGUUCUCACCUGGAAGCGUUAGUUGUGUCACAUAAUAGAAUCGCAUUUUGUCCCCGAAGGCCUUUGCCAAUCUUGACAAAGAGCAAAGGCCCCUUCCUAGAGCUCUCCGUGCUUCUCAGAUCUGCUCGUGUGUGCUGUGUGGACUCCGAGUGCAGUGGCGGGGGGUGAACAGGCAGGAGGGUCUGCGUAGACUCUAAGGCACUUUCCUCUACAUGCGUGGCAGGUUGGCCCCCCCGGCACUCUCCCGAGCAGGUGACCCGACGCACCCUGGCUCCUUGUUCAGACAGCUGGUCAGUGAGGAAGAAGACGCGUCUACGCCUUCGUUAUUCAAGCUAGGUUGGCUCUCUAGUAUGACUAAAUAACAUGGGAACAAAGCCAUCCCUCUCUAAAUAAAUACUACAUCACUUCUUCUAA
Messenger RNA from Herpailurus yagouaroundi (jaguarundi), 4104 nucleotides. RefSeq names its product component of oligomeric golgi complex 1 (gene COG1). Gene Ontology annotation, cellular component: Golgi apparatus; COG complex. Bases 27 to 2915 code for a protein of 962 amino acids. Gene Ontology annotation, biological process: intra-Golgi vesicle-mediated transport. The transcript has 13 exons. The record is from RefSeq and is a predicted model, not a curated record. NCBI's taxonomy places the organism in Eukaryota, Metazoa, Chordata, Mammalia, Carnivora, Felidae.